Gymnodraco acuticeps is the source of this 1777-nucleotide messenger RNA. RefSeq names its product regulator of G-protein signaling 20. The transcript has 5 exons. The record is from RefSeq and is a predicted model, not a curated record. The coding region runs from base 385 to 1050 and encodes 221 amino acids. NCBI's taxonomy places the organism in Eukaryota, Metazoa, Chordata, Actinopteri, Perciformes, Bathydraconidae.
UUUAAAUAAUAAUAACGAUGUUUAAGCAUAAUGUAGAUCUGUUGCUCUCUGCCUGGCCAGAAAACCAUCUGACUGUAAAAUUAUCAGCUUUUCUCAUCAAAUAAUGUAAUUAUGUUUCUAUAAAUGGCUGCACACUGCUUGCUUUAGGGGGAUUGCUUCGAAUCGAACAUCAUGCAUGAGUGUGUAUGAGUGUGUGUGUGUGUGUGUGCAUCCUCCCGAAGAUGCGACUGAUGGAUGCGAUUGCUGCGGUCCAAGAGUAACGCCUUGUCGCUAUCAUUACUGCUCAUCCCUCACAGACUGGGAGCGAGGAGGACAGAGAAAGGCGGCUGUUGCUCGUGACAAUUUGUUUUUUUGUUGCAUUCAGCAUGAACUAUCAAACCGUCCAUGGGUUCGGAGCGGGUGGAGAUGCGUAAGAGACAGAUGCAGGUUCAUCAGGAAGCAGCUGCCAGUGUCCUCCAAGCGCGCCACAGAAUGGGAAACACCCCCACCAACGCCUCUAACGCCUGCUGCUUCUGCUGGUGCUGCUGCUGUAGCUGCUCCUGUUUGACUGUUAGGAGUGAGGACGAGACAAUACAGAGGUCCACUUUUGAGCGCAGGACAGAGGGAACCAACAAUUGUGAAGAAAGCCCGAAGCCCACUCUGGAAGACGCUCGCUCCUGGCCCAUGUCGUUUGAAAAGGUGAUGAAGAGUGCAGCGGGCCGCGGCUGCUUCAGGCAGUUCCUGAGGACGGAGUUCAGCGAGGAGAACAUGAUGUUCUGGUUCGCCUGCGAGGAGCUCAAAAAGGAGACCAACAAGACUGUGGUGGAGGAGAAAGUCCGUCAGAUAUACGAGGACUUCAUCUCAAUCCUGUCCCCUAAAGAGGUCAGUUUGGACUCGCGUGUUCGAGAAGUGAUAAACCGCAACAUGCUGGAGCCCACCUCGCACACGUUCGACGACGCGCAGCAGCAGAUAUACACGCUGAUGCAGAGAGACUCAUACCCUCGCUACAUGAACUCAACUGCGUACACAGAUCUGCUGAAGAGCCUGGAGGAGCCUCCCCCCGAGCCAUAGACCCACCAUUGACACACACUUAGCUUUUGAAAAUGGCGCAUGCGUCCCACCCGAAGGAGUUCUGUGUUCCUGUUGGAGUACCGCUAUUUAGAGAAAGACAGACAGGAAAAUGACCACUUCUUAAAACCGGUCGUCACCCAGCUGUUAAGUGCGGUUUAUUUACCCAUGAUUAGCUUACCAAAAUACUCGGAGCAAACAAGAACAAAUGCUUCAGCAUCAGUUAGGCUACUUGUUAGAAAACAUAUCUAUAUUUUUAUAUAUUCCCUAGCUUGACAUUGCACUUUUCUACCUUGUUUAAUGAGGGAAAGCAUGCAUCUGUGAGCACUGCAUUUGUAUUUAGGUAUAUUGUGAGCCUUAAUGCAUAUCCAGUUCUUAUAGAAACUACUAGGUUUUAUUUAACAGUAACUUAUGAAGAAGGAAAGUGCCUUGGAAUAAGAUCUUCUACACUAGCACCUUUGGUCUAACGUGGAUGGUGCGACAAUGACUUCAUAUGUUGGUGCUUUCAGCUCUUCUCAAAGAAAAAAAGUUUAUACAACUCGAUGAGCUGAGAACCGGAAAUAGAUCUUGUCUGUGUGUUUCAAUACUGUGAUAUUAGUCAUAUUAUGUUUAAUUUAAACAAACUGAAAUACAUGACCAUGACCACUGAUAUAUUUGUGUAUUUUAAAAGAUAUUUGUGCAAAAUAGAUAUUUUAAUUCUCACAAAUUAAAUAAAGCACAAUCGUAUGUU